Molecule: messenger RNA, 828 nt
Organism: Octodon degus (degu)
Lineage: Eukaryota; Metazoa; Chordata; Mammalia; Rodentia; Octodontidae
Gene: Ltb
Product: lymphotoxin beta
Exons: 4
Coding region: 33-767 (244 amino acids)
Biological process (GO): immune response
Cellular component (GO): membrane
Molecular function (GO): CD40 receptor binding; tumor necrosis factor receptor binding
Source: RefSeq, a predicted model, not a curated record
GCCCCUCUGCCGAGCUCUGCUUCAGAAUCUGAAUGGGGGACGUGGGGAUGCAGGGCCCGGGCGGGAGGCCCCGGGGGCGAGGCUGCCUCCUGCUGGCCGUGGCGGGUGCCACUGCACUGCUGACCCUGCUGCUGGCAGUGCCCAUCACCGUCUUGGCGGUGCUGGCCUUGAUGCCUCAGGAGCGGGGAGGACAGGUGACAGAGCCCCCUGGCCCAGGAGCACAGGCCCAGGAAGGACUGGCUCCAGGGUUCCAGGAGCAGCGGGAGGAGCUGCCAGACAGAGACCUCGGCUCCAUGCUCCCGGCUGCCCACCUCAUAGGCGCCUGGACGCAGGGGCUCGGCCUCGGCUGGGAGGCGCACAAGGAGGAGGCGUUCCUGCGCAGCGGGGCGCAGUUCUCGGGCGCGCGCGGGCUGGCGCUGCCGCGGGACGGGCUCUACUUCCUCUACUGCCACGUGGGCUUCCGCGGCCGCGCCCGCCCCGAGCCCGGGCCCGCCGCCCAGCUCACGCUGCGCUCCGUCCUGCUGCGCGCGGGCGGCGCCUACGGGCCCGGCGCGGCCGAGCCGCUGCUGGAGGGCGCCGAGACGGUGAAGCCGGCAGCCGGCCGCGCUCCUGGGCACUCGGCCGCGCCGCUCUGGUUCACCAGCGUGGGCUUCGGCGGCCUGGCGCAGCUGCGGCGCGGCGAGAGGGUGUUCGUGAACAUCAGCCACCCCGACCUGGUGGACUACCGGCGGGGCAAGACCUUCUUCGGGGCCGUGAUGCUGCGCUGAGGCCCCCGCUGAGGGUCUGGAGGCGGCCUUCAAGCCUGAUGCAAAUAAAGACUAGAGUGGU